UUUCAUAACAUAAUAAGAGAAUUUUCGAGAACAAGCGAAGUGACACAAACCUAAUGCAAUAAGUAAUAAAAUUCGAUAAACAAUCUACGCACAAUCUAACUUUCAUACAAACUCGGAAUUUUAAUUAAAAUUUUUCUAUGAAUUUACAUUUUGUGGGUAAAAAAAUCAUUAAGAAUGCCGAUGGUGAUGGAAAAUCUCUCUUUUGUUUACGUGUUCCUAAGAACGCCCUUAAUAUGGGGCAGGCAUUAUUCCUGUUUUUAGUCGCCAGUAUAUUGAGUGUACAAGGGCAAAGAAUUAACAGUUCAUGUGAAUGCGGGAUAGCGGGAAAGAAUCGGCGCAUUGUCGGCGGCACAUCGGUCCAGCCCCACGAAUAUCCUUGGUUGGUGGCAUUGAUGCUUGGACCCAAGUUACAUUGCGGCGGCGCUAUCAUCACUGAUCUGCAUAUUCUGACGGCUGGACAUUGCAUUACGUUCGGGGUCCAUUAUCGUGAUCUUUCUGUAUAUAUUGGGAUGCACGAUCGCUUAGACGCCUCGUAUUCUGUGCUCCGUGUUAAAUAUGGGAUUAAACAUCCAAAGUUUACCUCGAACGCUGUAAGGGAUAUAAAUGAUAUUGCAAUUCUGACACUCGAGAAGAAACUAACAUUCUCAGAUAAAAUUCGGCCGCUAUGUUUGCCGCGGAAGGACAUGCAUUUCCACGCUAUGCCCUUAACUGUUGCCGGUUGGGGCAAAACGAGGCAGGGGGCUCUAGCGUCAUCUAGAUAUUUACUAGAAACAAAAGUUCAAAUGGUGGACUCUGAAAAAUGCCAGAAAUCAACAAUUUAUAAGGACAAUCUUGUUAGCGACACCAUGAUGUGCGCUUAUAAUCGAGGGAAGGAUGCCUGUCAGGGUGAUAGCGGUGGACCUUUAUUUGCUACACAUCCAUUCACAAAAAAUAAGAAAUGGUAUCAUGUUGGUAUCGUAUCGUGGGGAAUAGACUGCGCCAAGCCUGAAUAUCCGGAAUGCGGGAAACCAUCGGAUGCUGUUGUGUCGAUGAGGAUAGUGGGCGGUCGGAGAGCAGAACCCCAUUCCUUUCCUUGGACAGUGGCCAUAUUAAAAAACGAGAGAAUGCAUUGUGGAGGUGCUGUGGUCACUAACAAACAUGUUUUGAGCGCUGGACAUUGUUUCAAAUGGGAUGACUUCAAAUCAAUGAAAGUGCUCAUAGGUCUGGACAAUCUCGAUGAUUUGUCGAACGUUGAAAAGCGAACUAUAUCAAACGUGGUUAUUCAUGAAGAUUUCACGUCGACAGCGGUUAGAGACGAGAACGAUAUAGCGAUAGCUACGCUAAAUCACCCGGUCACGUUUGGCGAUACGAUAGUACCAAUAUGUUUGCCGUUGCCAGGUGAAGAUUUCGCUGACAGAGUAGGAACGAUAGCCGGCUGGGGCCGGAUGGGCGUGGAGAAAUCAUCCUCAAGGGUCCUCUUGAAGGCCUCUCUACGAAUACUCUCGGACGAGAAGUGCAUGCAGUCGCAGCUGGCACAACAUCUCAAGCCCACGAUGAUGUGCGCUUUCUCUAAAGGAAAGGACGGGUGCCAGGGUGACAGUGGAGGGCCUUUGAUAGUCUUUCAACCUGCAGGAAAAUAUGUGCAAGCAGGAAUUGUCUCCUGGGGUAUUGGGUGUGCAGAUCCAAGAUAUCCAGGAGUUUACACGAAAGUAAGCAACUACAUCGAUUGGAUAAUGCAACACCUGAAAGGCGGCGAGAUGUGUAAUUGAUAAAAGAAAUGGCAGGCGUUAUUAAAUUGAUUUGUAUUAUUAAAGUAUAUAGGUACCUACUUAGUUAUUAUUAAAGUUUAAACAGU
Molecule: messenger RNA, 1834 nt
Organism: Manduca sexta (tobacco hornworm)
Lineage: Eukaryota; Metazoa; Arthropoda; Insecta; Lepidoptera; Sphingidae
Product: coagulation factor VII
Exons: 13
Coding region: 138-1748 (536 amino acids)
Biological process (GO): proteolysis
Molecular function (GO): serine-type endopeptidase activity
Source: RefSeq, a predicted model, not a curated record